AUAAUACUAAGUAGUAAAGAUAUAAAAAGCUAAGAGGCACCAUGGUCCCAACUGCAGAAGUUUAUAACCUAGCUGAGGAGAUGAGGGUAUAAUGGUAAAGUAAUUAUACUGGUUCCACAAAACAUACCCCAUACCAAUUUAUGGUUUAUAUUUCCUCCAAAAGCUGUAAUACCCUAGGUAGCAUAGACCAAGAGUCACAAGCAGAACUAAGUGGAGUGGGUGAGUCUUGGUUUGUGGGUGGGUUGUGUCUUCACUUGUUCAGACUCUUUGAGUAGGUGGGGAAAUGGUAUCACUGUUAUCAACUCUUUCGUUUUCCAUAUUCCGGAUUGAGAUAAGUAAGGUUAGGAAGUAAAAAGAAUCUAUUUCCCAGUCCUAUCUUCUAUUCCAAACUCGGAGAAAGCAUUAUUGCUUCCAACAACAAAGGACAGAAAAAAAGGAAUAGAAAGAAAUGACAGAAAGUCAAGAGUUAUGUUCCCUUUGGAAACUGAGAUGAUGCCUCCAGGGGGCAGCACCAAGGCAGAGAAAUACACUAAAAUCUCUCAUUCCUCCUUUCCUUGGGCUAGGACUCCCCACAGUUCCCCACCAUCACUCCUCCCAUUCCUUCCAACUUUAUUUUUAGCUGCCGGUGGGAGGGGGCAGGAUGGGAGGGAAAGUAAAGAAAACAGAGAAGGAGAGGGACAGAGGCAGAGAGGACUUCUCACACGGACAGAGAACAUCAAGGCAUGGAAUUCCCCCUCAUCCCUCACCUGUUCUUGCCCCUGAUGUUCCUGACAGGUGAGGGAGGUUAACUUCUUGGUUUCUGGUGGGAAUGGAAGAUCCACAGAUUUUUGGCCUUGGGACCUUUACGGUUAAAAUUCUUUGGGAGUUAGGUGGAGAGGUUAACUGGUUCUAUGUUGUGUGUGUGUGUGUGUGUGUGUAUGUAUGUACAUGCGUGCGCAUGCAUGCAUGGGUUUGUGUUCUCAUGCCCACACAUAUGACUGCCUGGCAAAGGCUGAAGCUGUCCACUGCCUUGUGUAAUAUUUGUGUCCAAUUAUAUAAAACUUUGUCCUAAACCUUGGAGUCGACCAAAAAGAAACAUGAUGUGAACUUCCACGUGGCUAGUCUGAUUACUAUUACCCGCCCCCACCCCUCCCUAAUUCUCCCUAUCCUUGGUGGUCUAUGGGCUCCUGAGGCAUAAACUAGCUAACAGUGUGGUCAGAACUCUGGGUUUAUCUAACCAAUGAGCUACAGUUACUGGUCAUACAGCCCUACCAGCUUCCCAGAUGCUGUAAGGCUCACAUACAAAAUAUCUUUCUGAAAAUAAGCAUGUUUUGAGACAGAGCAAUAGCCAUUGGUGAAAGUGGUGGUGGGGUGGCCUGAGAGGGGUUACUUGAAGGAGCAAGUCUCAGGGAAAGAAGCAUGGGAGGGACAAGAGGCCUGGAAUUUUUCCACAUCAGUGCCCUGUAAUCUUUGUUUCCUAAAAUACCAGCUCUGAUUUUAAGCGGGUUGGGGUUGGGAGGGAAGAGUCAGCCAGGACAUGAUUGCAGGGGUCUUCAGAGUGGGCUGAGAGUUAAGGAAGAAAUGCAAGCAGGCAGGGGGCAUCAGGAGGGGGAUGAGUUAGGAAGCAGAUGGUGAGAAACUUUGAGAGUGAUGGGACCCUUGGAAAGAAUGGAUGGCAGACCAUGUGUGUAGGCAGGCAAGUGGCUCCACCCAGUUAAUUGCCACUGAGGAUUCCAGGGCUGGAAUCAACCAGAGACCUAGACACUGGAGAAAGAGAGUAAGAGAGUAACAAUGAUACUGGGAGUCAAGAAGAAACGAGACCCAAACAUGCAGUGUUCUCUAACCUCCUCUUGUUCUCCCUAUGGUCCUGGGUUUGGGUAGAAUUUGGAAAGAAUAGUUUUUGUGGGGCUGCAGAAAGGCAACCCUCACUUGGCCUGGAGAGGAGGAUGUGUAGGAGGAAUGAUGUAGAAAAGAGGAAGUUGCCUCUUCCAGGCAUGUCUGUGAAUGAGAUUUCAAGGAUAGGAAUGGAAAUACAGCUGUGCAACAGCAUGGCAGAGGGCCACAGCUUAGACAUCUCUACCCAAACACAGGAAGGAAAUCAUCCUUGCUUGGAGCUCUGAGUGCAUGACAUUGAUGGAGUCCAGGGCAGCUUGUAAGACGAAGGGAGUUAGGCUGAGAUCAGUAUGUUCCCUUUGCAGCUUCCCUCUGGCUUUUCCUCUGUGUACUCAUUAGCCUUUCUGACUGCUUCCUGCUAACCUUAUGAUCCUGGCCCCCCCAGGUCUCUGCUCCUCCUUUAACCUGGAUGUGCAUCGUCCACGCCUAUUUCUAGGCCCACCGGAGGCUGAAUUUGGAUACAGUGUCUUACAACAUGUUGGGGGUGGACGACAAUGGUGACCAUCCACUGGGAAAUUCAUCUCGUCCUGCUGUGAAUAUGCACCUGGGGAUGUCUCUGUUAGAGACAGAUGGCAAUGGGGGAUUCAUGGCUUGCGCCCCUCUCUGGUCUCGUGCUUGUGGCUCAUCUGUCUUCAGUUCUGGAAUAUGUGCCCGUGUAGAUGCUUCAUUCCGGCCCCAGGGAAGCCUGGCACCCACCGCACAACGCUGCCCCACAUACAUGGAUGUCGUCAUUGUCUUGGAUGGCUCCAACAGCAUCUACCCUUGGUCUGAAGUUCAGACCUUCCUACGAAGACUGGUAGGGAGAUUGUUUAUUGACCCGGAACAGAUACAGGUGGGGCUGGUACAGUAUGGAGAGAGCUCUGUCCACGAGUGGUCCCUGGGAGAUUUCCGAACCAAGGAAGAAGUGGUGAGAGCAGCAAGGAACCUGAGCCGGCGAGAGGGACGAGAAACAAAGACUGCUCAAGCAAUAAUGAUGGCCUGCACAGAAGGAUUCAGUCAGUCCCGCGGGGGCCGACCAGAGGCUGCCAGGCUACUGGUGGUUGUCACUGAUGGAGAGUCCCAUGACGGAGAAGAGCUUCCCACAGCACUACAGGCCUGUGAGGCUGGAAGAGUGACACGCUAUGGGAUUGCUGUCCUUGGUCACUACCUCCGGCGGCAGCGAGACCCCAGUUCUUUCCUGCGAGAAAUCAGAGCUAUUGCCAGUGAUCCAGACGAGAAAUUCUUCUUCAAUGUCACAGAUGAAGCGGCACUGACUGACAUUGUGGAUGCAUUAGGGGAUCGGAUUUUUGGCCUUGAGGGGUCCCAUGGAGAAAAUGAAAGCUCCUUUGGGCUGGAAAUGUCUCAGAUUGGUUUUUCUACUCAUCAGCUAAAGGAUGGGAUUCUCUUUGGAAUGGUGGGGGCUUAUGACUGGGGGGGCUCAGUGUUAUGGCUUGAAGAAGGUCGCCGCCUCUUCCCACCACGGACAGCCCUGGAAGAUGAGUUCCCCCCUGCAUUGCAGAACCAUGCAGCCUACCUGGGUUACUCUGUUUCCUCCAUGUUUUUGCGGGGUGGUCGCCGCCUCUUUCUCUCAGGGGCUCCUCGGUUUAGUCAUCGAGGAAAGGUCAUCGCCUUCCAACUUAAGAAAGAUGGGGCUGUGAGGGUCGCCCAGAGCCUCCAGGGGGAGCAGAUUGGCUCGUACUUUGGCAGCGAACUCUGCCCAUUGGACAUUGAUGGGGAUGGAACAACUGAUGUCUUACUUGUAGCUGCCCCCAUGUUCCUGGGGCCCCAGAACAAGGAGACAGGACGUGUUUAUGUGUAUCUAGUGGGCCAGCACCUUCGGUCUUCUCCUCACCGCCACCAGCCGUCCUUGCUGACACUCCAGAGAACACUUCAGCCAGAAUCCCCCCAGGAUGCUCGGUUUGGCUUUGCCAUGGGUGCUCUUCCUGAUUUGAACCAAGAUGGUUUUGCUGAUGUGGCUGUGGGGGCGCCGCUGGAGGAUGGGCACCGUGGAGCCCUGUACCUCUAUCACGGGGCCCAGAGAGGAGUCAGGCCGCGUCCUGCACAGCGGAUUGCCGCUGUCUCCAUGCCGCAGGCCCUCAGCUACUUUGGCCGAAGUGUGGAUGGCCGGCUGGAUCUAGAUGGUGAUGACCUGGUCGAUGUGGCUGUGGGUGCCCAAGGGGCAGCCAUCCUGCUCAGCUCCCGGCCCAUUGUCCACCUGGCCCCUUCACUAGAUGUGACCCCGCCUGCCAUCAGCGUGGUUCAGAGGGACUGUAAGCGGCGAGGCCAGGAGGCAACCUGCCUGUCCGCAGCCCUUUGCUUCCAAGUGACCUCCCGCACUCCUGGCCACUGGGAUCGCCGAUUCCAUGUGCGGUUCACAGCAUCGCUGGAUGAGUGGACAACCGCAGCCCGGGCAGCAUUUGACGGCUCUGGCCAGAGGCUGUCCCCUCGGCGGCUCCGGCUCAGUGUGGGGAACACCACUUGUGAGCAACUGCACUUCCACGUGCUGGAUACGUCAGAUUACCUCCGGCCAGUGUCCUUGACUGUGACCUUUGCUUUGGACAACACCACAAAGCCAGGGCCCGUGCUGGAUGAGGGCUCACCCACCUCCAUCCGAAAGCUGGUGCCCUUCUCCAAGGACUGUGGCCCUGAUAAUGAAUGUGUCACAGAUUUGGUACUUCAAGCUAAUAUGGACAUCAGAGGCUCCAGGAAGGACCCGUUCGUGGUUCGAGGGGGUCGGCGGAAAGUGCUGGUGUCAGCAACUCUGGAGAACAAGAAGGAGAAUGCCUACAACACUAGCCUGAGUCUCAACUUUUCCAGAAACCUCCACCUAUCCAGUUUCACUCCGCAGAGCAACAGCCCAGUGAAGGUGGAGUGUGCAGCCCCCACCCCGCAUGCCCGGCUCUGCAACGUGGGGCAUCCUGUCUUCCAGACGGGAGCCAAGGUGACCUUCCUGCUAGAGUUUGAGUUUAGUUGCUCCUUUCUCCUGAGCCAGGUCCUUGUGAGGCUGACGGCCACCAGCAGUAGCCUGGAGAGAAACGGAACUCUUCGAGAUAACACAGCCCAGACCUCAGCCUACAUUCAGUAUGAGCCUCACCUCCUAUUCUCCAGUGAGUCCACUCUGCACCGCUAUGAGGUCCACCCAUAUGGAACCCUCCCAGUGGGCCCUGGCCCUGAAUUCAAAACCACUCUUAGGGUUCAGAACCUUGGCUGCUAUGUGGUCAGAGGCCUCAUUGUCUCAGCCCUCCUUCCAGCUGUGGCCUAUGGGGGCAAUUACUUCCUGUCACUGUCUCAAGUCAUCACUAACAAUGCCAGCUGCACAGUGCAGAACCUGACCGAACCCCCAGGGCCACCUGUGCAUCCAGAGGAGCUUCAGCACACAAGCAGGCUGAAUGAGAGCAAUACCCGCUGCCAGGUUGUGAGGUGCCACCUUGGGCGGCUGGCAAAGGGGACCGAGAUCUCUGUUGGACUGCUGAGGCUGGUUCACAAUGAAUUUUUCCGGAGGGCCAAAUUCAAGUCUCUGACAGUGGUCAGCACCUUCGAACUGAGCACCGAGGAGGGCAGCGUCCUAUUGCUGACUGAAGCCUCCCGGUGGAGCGAGAGCCUCCUGGAGGUGAUUCAGUCCCGCCCUGUCCUCAUCUCUCUGUGGAUCCUCAUUGGCAGUGUCCUGGGAGGGCUGCUCCUGCUUGCUCUCCUUGUUUUCUGCCUUUGGAAGCUUGGCUUCUUUGCCCGGAAGAAAAUCCCUGAGGAAGAAAAAAGAGAAGAUAAAUUGGAGCAAUGAACGUAGAAUAAAGUCCAUAAAGACCUCUCCUGCAGCUUCUCCAAAAGACUUGCCUAAGAGCAGAAGUUUGAGGGCUCAGAUGGUACAAGAGGAAGAAAGCCUCUGGACUGUCUCCCCAGACCUGCAGCCUGACUUGACUUUUGAGUCAUGAGGAUGCUGCUGGCAAGAGAUGAGGCCUCACCUCAGACAAGAAGGGCUGGCACUAAAACCAGGAACAUUCCCACCCUGUGCUUCCCACUUGUGAUCCUGGCUCCAGAGCUUACACUGGGGCCUUAGUGUAGGGCCCCCUUUUUCCCCUGUCCCUGAGAAUCAGCAUUUUUUUGCCUAGGUCCCUGACUUCUUUCAGAUUCCCACACUACAUCUUCUCUCACGGUUUGGAAAGGACGAGGGUUAUCUUCCACCAUUCCCCCAUCUCUCACCUUCCUGCCUUCUCCCCACUCCACAGGAGUGCGCUGACGUUGGCUUGCACGAAGUAAAGUCAACAUCUGCUGCUUUCCUGUGGAGUCUGGUGAUUCAGAGGGCCGGAUGGGGAGAGUCAACAGGAAAAAAGGAGGGAGGAGGAAAAGCCACAAGAGACAUUCUGUACAAUUCCAAGAAACAGAGAAGCCUUUAGACAGGCAACUGCCAUUCCCCCUGAAACCCGAGACUUUCGUGGUGCAGUCGCCCGCGCUUGCCCGCCCUCAGGUGCUGGUGAAAGGGAACUGCUCCAGGCCUGCUGGGCAAGGGUUUCCCAGCUCUGCAGCCUUCCCUGGGAGCAAAGCCAGGGCUGGGUCCCGGAUUCUCUGGAGCCAGGGGCCCCCAUGUGGCUAGAGCUGGAAUAACAGGGAAGACUGGAUGCCCCAGGUGGUUUUUCUUCUCAGGCCACACACCCUCUUGAGCCCUCCUUGGAGCCUCCUUAUAGAAACUAGAGAGAAGGGACAGAAUUGCUGCUUGAUGGUAGGAAACCCUUUCACCUUACUAGAUUUGGGAGGCAGCAGCUCCAAGGGGUCUGAACAAGUGGGGUCUGAAUUAAGGAAGAAGCUGAAGAAGGUGGCAAGAGGUCUCUGGGAAGCAAGCCCUUACCUGUUUGGCACUGGUUAUAUAGCACAAAUAGCUCCUAGGAAAUAUUUCUGGGGCAUCUCCAGCCAUACCUUGUGAGGCUUCUCUGGUGGCAUCAGUUUACCAGCCCUUGCUUGAUGUUUACUGGAAAUUCCCAAAUUAAUUUCUAUCUCUGAACAACCCCCACCCCCAACUCCCCCUUUUUGGUCAUGGCCAGUAAAGAGAAGUGGAUUCUCCUUGACAGUUGGGUAACUUGCAGUUCUUUGCAACCAAGACUCUGGAUACCAAAGUCAGAUAUUGGUUUCCAGAGAGCAGCUCUGACAGUCACUUGGAGAAUCAACACCCAUUUACAGCCAAGGAGAGAGGGGACCUGACCAGGCAGUUGACUAGCAGCCACAGAUUCUCCUCCAGGGCUGUUCUUGAGAUCUUGUGAGAGGGUUUAUUUUGACUUGUCUCUGACCUUUUACAGACAGCACUGUCUCUGUUUCCUAAAAAGGUGGACAGUUUAUCAGAUGGUCAGAACAAAUAAAAUUCAGUAUCAAAUGA
This is a messenger RNA of Bubalus bubalis (water buffalo), 7213 nucleotides long. RefSeq names its product integrin subunit alpha 10 (gene ITGA10). Gene Ontology annotation, cellular component: integrin complex; external side of plasma membrane. The transcript has 28 exons. The record is from RefSeq and is a predicted model, not a curated record. The coding region runs from base 2348 to 5629 and encodes 1093 amino acids. Gene Ontology annotation, biological process: cell-matrix adhesion; cell-cell adhesion; integrin-mediated signaling pathway. Gene Ontology annotation, molecular function: integrin binding. NCBI's taxonomy places the organism in Eukaryota, Metazoa, Chordata, Mammalia, Artiodactyla, Bovidae.